CAAGGUAGGUUCUCCCUCCUCGCUAAACACACCAUACCCAUCUCAUCCUCAUCAUCACUGUCUACCAACCAGUAGGACUCCAGACCCUCAGAUGUUUUCUGGCUUGUGGUCUGUCAGACGCCAUGUUGUUGUUGUUGUUGUUGAGUGACCAUGUGACCAUGUGACCAUGUCUCUGUCUCACACCAGCCAAAAUGUCGACCCGAGAGAAAAACAGCCUUGCUGAGGGAAACUCUAUCAAGAUGUUCAUGCGAGGUCGACCAAUCACCAUGUUCAUCCCUUCAGACGUGGAGAACUAUGACGACGUCCGGGCCGAGCUUCCUCCAGAACGACUCAAGCUGGAAUGGGUGUAUGGGUACCGCGGUCGGGACUGCCGGGCCAACGUCUACCUGCUUCCCACUGGAGAGAUCGUCUACUUCAUCGCGUCCGUGGCGGUUCUGUUCAGCUACGAGGAACGGACCCAGAGGCAUUACCUCGGACACACCGACUGCAUCAAGUGUCUGGCCAUCCAUCCGGACAAGAUUCGGAUCGCCACUGGACAGAUUGCCGGAGUGGACAAAGACGGACGCGCGCUGCAGCCUCGUCGGGUUUGGGACAGCAUCAGCCUUUCCACUCUGCAAGUCAUCGGUUUGGGAACCUUUGAACGUGGCGUCGGGUCUCUGGCGUUCUCCAGAGCGGACUCGGGUCAGCACCUGAGCGUUAUCGAUGACUGCAACGACCACAUGUUGACGGUUUGGGACUGGCAGAAGAAGUCCAAGAUCGCAGAGAUCAAGACAACCACCGAUGUGGUUCUGGCCGUGGAGUUCCACCCGACUGACCCAAACACGAUCGUUACCUGUGGGAAGUUCCACAUCUUCUUCUGGGCCUGGAACGGGAACUCCCUGCUGCGCAAACAGGGACUCUUCGGGAGUCACGACCGGCCCAAGUUCAUCCAGUGCCUGACCUUCCGGAGCAACGGCGACAUCGUGACUGGAGACUCGGCCGGACAGCUGCUGGUCUGGACCCGGAACUCUGCCGAAGCGCCCACUGGCAAGGCACCACAAGCCUUCCAGAUGAGGACCGACCUGCGGCCAAUCGAAGCUCAUGAAAAAGGAGUUUUCUGCAUGUGCGACAUGCGGAGCGGCUCGCUGCUGACCGGAGGAGGAAAAGACCGCAGGAUUGUCCUGUGGGACCAACAGCUGCAGCUGGACCGCGACAUCGAGGUCCCGGAUCAGUACGGGAACAUCCGCGCGCUGGCGGAGGGAAAGGGAGACGAGUUCCUGGUUGGGACGUCCAGGAACUUCAUCCUUAGAGGGACCUUCAACGACGGCUUCCAGGUGGAGGUCCAGGGACACACGGACGAGCUGUGGGGUCUGGCCACCCACCCCAGCAGGGAGCAGUUCCUGACCUGCGCCCAGGACCAGACGGUUUGUCUCUGGAACUCUCUGGAUCACAGCCUGCAGUGGAGCCGCACUCUGGAGGAACACGGACACUGUGCGGAGUUCCAUCCCACUGGAGCCGUAGUUGUCAUAGGAACGCACUCGGGAAGGUGGUUUGUUCUGGACGCCGAGAGCAAAGAUCUGGUCGGGAUCCACUCGGACGGCAACGAGCAGCUGUCGGUUCUGCGUUUCUCAGUUGAUGGCAGCAUGCUGGCCGUGGGGUCGCAUGAUAACUUCAUCUACCUGUACAGCGUGUGGGAGCAGGGCCGCAGGUACAGCCGCUACGGGAAAUGCUCGGGUCAUUCCAGCUACAUCACACACCUGGACUGGUCACCUGACAACAAGUUCAUCAUGUCCAACUCUGGGGACUAUGAGAUCCUUUACUGGGACAUCCAGAACGGCUGCCAGCUGAUCCGGAACCGGUCCGAGUGCAAAGACAUCGAAUGGGCCACCUACACCUGCGUUCUGGGAUACCAUGUGUUCGGUGUCUGGCCCGAAGGUUCUGAUGGUACAGACAUCAAUGCUCUGGUGAGGUCCCACAACAGGAAGGUGAUCGCGCUGGCGGACGACUUCUGCAAGGUUCACCUGUUCGCCUACCCCUGCUCCAGAUUCAAGGCGCCCAGCCACAAGUACAGCGCCCACAGCAGUCACGUGACCAACGUCAGCUUCCUGCACAGCGACAGCCACCUGAUCUCCACGGGCGGGAAGGACACCAGCGUCAUGCAGUGGCGUCUCGUCAGGAAGCUGGUCGACGCCCCCAAGCCCGCCGCGCGCCGACCCAACACGGCCGGUGACCCGGCGGGCGACGCGGCCGCCACGCAGUCUCUGGCUGGACCCGACCCGGUCGGCGCCGGAAACCCGGACCCAUCGAGCCGGGUCGCCGCAGAAGGAACCCCGCCUCCCUCGGACAGCACGCUGAGCCUGAAGGACAGCCUGGAGACGAGCGACGACACGGCGACGCCGAGCGACGAGGGCCUGCCUCCCCUCACUCCCCCCUCCUAGAGGGGCGGGGCCUCUUCCAGGUCAGGUGUCUCUGUUGUUGCUCCUGACACCAGCGGGGUCACCGACCGCCAAGCACCUGUUCGCACCCGAACAUUUCAGGACCGCUGUCAGGAAUUCGACGGGAAACCCACAGAAACUGUCCGGACGUCUGCAGACGUCGGCCGUCUUCCCAGAAACACUCCAGAAUCUGAUUCAGAACCUUCCAGGUCUCCUCCAAUCCGCCACAGGAAGUCACCUGAUCUGCCCUCUCUGGACAGGUGAACACUAGAGCUGCACCGAUGGCACAUUUCUGUCCGAUCCUUAAUAAACCGAUUGUUUUUGUCUGAAACGUCGACAAAUAUAGAAAGUCGCUGAGUUGAUAACGGGGGCGACUAUUGCAAAUACCUGGGUGGGCGGGGCUAACCAGGUGGGCGGGGCUAACUUCACUGCAGAGGAAAUGAGGACAGUGGUUGAUUUUUAGACCUUUCAGAGAAAAAUAAGAUCGGCUUCACAAAUAUCGGCCAAUCGCUGAUCUUUGAAACUUAGGAAAUCUGUGCUAAUAAAUCGGUGCACCCUUAUUUGUUUUUUUAAACAUAUUUAUUGAAUUUUAUAACAUAAAACAAGUGGCAGUGAUACAUUUGACAUAGGAUUCACAUUGAACAACUCAGUCCCCAAAGUAAACAAACUUAAAUAAUAAAGAAACAGCAGCAAAAAGCAACUCAACAGCAUGUAUAUCAGAAAACAGAAAUAGCGGAAAAAGAAACAUUGCAGCAAUCUGCACUGUUCAUUUCCUUUGUAGUGUUUCAGAAACUGCGACUGUGUUUCUUCAAAUUUGGCUCCCUUUCCUCUGACAAUAUGAGAGAGACGCUCCAGAGCCACACAUGAUGUCAUCUCCUUCACCCACAUGUGCUUUGAAGAUAUGUCCAUUUUUUUGACAUAAAUAUUAAUUCAAAGUCAGUCAAUUUUAACUGUCUGGAGCUAAAUACACAGUUCUCUGGAUAAAUACGUAAAACACACAUUCACUACAACAAUCUUUGAUUAAAGUUUGUGUCACUGAAUUGCUGUAAUUCUCCCAGACACAGUGAAGAAGAAAGACUUACUGCAGUCCUCAUCAACCUUCAAUACCUUCACUGCUAUUGAACGACUUUCAUCCUAGUUUCGAUUGACUGCUUUUGGCCUUUUAACCCUCCUCUUGUCUUCGGGUCAUUUUGACCCGAAGACAACAGGAGGUUGUUCUUAUUUUUUUCGUCAAGUUCACAUUUGAAUUGCUGCAGCAGAAAAUUCCAUCUGAGUUGUGAACACUGUAGGUCUGAUUCAGGACUGUUAGAUUUCAAGUUGCUGUAUGCAGUUGCAAUUAAAAAAAUGUUUUAUAAGGGCUUGUCCUCGGGUCAUGUCAACCCGAGGGCAACAGGAGGGGGGGGAAAUUUGAAAAGAUAUCAGUUUUACGGAGAUCAGUGAUGCCAUUCCAUACUGUUUGCCUGUCCAGCUGUAAUUUCCUUAGUCUUCCGGUCAGUCUGACCUGAGGCCUGGGUUUGGUUAUCUUUAUUUCUUUUGUAAAGUUCACAUUUGAAUUGCUUGAGCCUAAACUUCCCCUGAGUUGUGCACACCGUAGUUCUGAUGCAGGACUGUUAGAUUAAAGUUUCUGUAUGCAGCUGCAAUUGAAAAACAAAUUUUUUAAGGGCUUGUCCUCGGUCGACAUGAGCAGAGGACAACAGGAGGGUUAAGCACAGUCCACCCUUGGUUAAUACCUGACACUCCUGUGAUGUCAACAUUUUUCUGUCCAAAGAUCAUCAUGGCACCUGUUAUCCUCCCGUCUGCCACCGGGGGCAGCAGGGAGCUGAAGGGGAGGAAUUUCUUAAACAAGAGAAUCAUUUUUCCCAAACAAACAGUUUGAUUUUCCUCCGGUGAGAAGAGUUGACCUCAAAGUUAAACAGGAAGUCUUUUGUUUUACAGGAAGUUUGUGAAUCAGAGGAAACCUGGAAGAUUUCAAUUUUGUUUCAAAACAACCAUCUACAGCUUUUUAGUUAAAAUAGUGAAAAUCAAUUUCAUUUAAAUCUGUGAAUUAAAAUAUCACUGAAGGAUGCAAACAGCUGCAGGCUUUUAUUCUGAAAAGCCACAGAUGACAUUCAGUUUCAGUCUAAAUGAAUACAACAGAGAAAAGGAACAUUCUGUUAAAAAUUAUGUCCAUGUUUAAAGCGGUUCUGACCCAUCAGGUUCUAGAUCCACUGGUUUGUGUUUCAGAAGCUUCACACUGUUGCCAACAGAAAACCAACAGCAUGAAACAGGAAGUGAUUGUUUGGCGAGGUGACCUUCAGGUUAAAACUGUGACAGAGAACCAAUCAGAGUGAACCCUCCCGCUUUGCUGAAAAUCCCAUUUCAUCUUGAGAAGAAUUGAUCAAAGUGAGCCCUCUCUGUUCAUAAAGGAUCUGUGUUGUUUGUAUAUGCUGCAGACGUCUGUGUGUAUAUUUGUGCUCAACACUAGAGGGCAGCACUUCAGUCACAUUCAGCUCACAUCUCUUAUCCAAUCAGGCGACGGCAAAGGGGUGGGCCUGUGCUCUGAUUGGUUGCUCUCAGUGACUCACUGCUGGGCUUUUGUCUGUUCUGGACCAUUUCACUUCAGGCCUUUGUUGAAUGUGUCGAUGAUGUCAUUCAGGGGCGGGGCCUUAGGGGUGAGGGGGGGGGGGUUGAUGCUGCCUUUUUAUUACUGACUCAUCUUUUCUAUGUUUGCCUCUAAAGGGCUUCUGUGGAGUUCAGGGACUCACCUGGAUGUUCAGGUUGGGGGCGGGGUCACGUGAAGGGGGCGGGGUUUGUGUUCAUUGAUCCUCAUUGAUUUUUAUGUGACUGUUUUGAGCCAAUCGUCUUCUCUCAUGCAUUCCUGUCAGAGGGCAGACUGUACUGAAGAUUUCAACACAAAAUGCAAAUAAACGUUGUUAUGAUGACGACCA
This is a messenger RNA of Poeciliopsis prolifica (blackstripe livebearer), 5341 nucleotides long. Its product is annotated as echinoderm microtubule-associated protein-like 4. Lineage: Eukaryota; Metazoa; Chordata; Actinopteri; Cyprinodontiformes; Poeciliidae. Gene Ontology annotation, molecular function: microtubule binding. Gene Ontology annotation, biological process: microtubule cytoskeleton organization. Gene Ontology annotation, cellular component: mitotic spindle. The record is from RefSeq and is a predicted model, not a curated record.